AUGUUAUUUUGUGCAUCAAAGGUCUGGACCCAGGGCGGCUAUGAAGCCAACUAUGUCACUCAUGCCAAAUUUCAAGCAGCUAUUGCAUCGGAUCCAACUUUGCUUCACACGUUUCUUGAACUAUGCAAAGAGCUGAUUCGCCUCAAGAUCCUUGAUCCCAAUUGCAAAUUCAGGUUGGAGGCAAACUUGGCACAGGUUAUGGAGAAGAUCACAACCAGCCAGAACAGAAAGCAAGGGCUCAAAGCUCCCAAAACACACUUUGUGGAGGAAUCGGCUUUUGAAGCUCAUUUUGGACGCAAAGCCUAUGAUGAGGAAUUGGUUGUGGAGGAGUUCAAUGGAACACGCAUGAGAGGAGUAAAUGUUCUGACUGGCAAGGCUGGUUGGUUCGAGCGUAUUGAUGACCAAACACAGGAAGUUGGUCGACAAGCUACUUUGACCGAUGACAUCAACCUGGACAAGUCUGGCAAGGCAUAUGACAAUAUCUUUGCUGCAGCAAAGAAAGAGGUGAUGUCCAAGCAUACGCCGUCAGUGGAGGCUGGUUUGGCGGAGGGCAUGAAUAACCUGGAGCCUAACCAAUGUGGGGCUGCUGGGGCAGAGCCAAACAGUGAAAGUGAUGAUGAUGAAGGCCCUGCUGGACUGUUUGCCUUCUUGAAAGACCGGUUUCAGGGCAAGACGACAAAGCCAAAGGCAUCAGCAAAACCAUCAGCAAAGGCUGCUGCUGGAAAAAGCCCAUCGAAGCCCAAGAGGACCAUCACGGAAGUGCCUCCUUCUGCUGAGAAGGGGCCUGAACAUGAGCCUUUGCGGAAGCGCAGUCGUGCUGCUGGUACUGCAAGCACAAAGCCAAAGGCAAAAGCCUCAAAGAAGGACAAGCCUGACAAGGCAGAAGAUGAUGUUCAAGUUGAAGACGAAGGGGCUGAUCAGCCAGAAGAGAUGUCAACAGCUGACAAGGUGACUGUUAGUGGGUUUGAAAAGAAACUCAUGGAUAUUGGUUGCUUGGAGCCUCCAAUUGGCGACGCCGCUUUCAAGCAGUACAUGCAGGAAAAAACUCACAGCCCUAUCUUCCAUGAGUCAAGAGAUGCGGGUGAAGAAGAAGAGUGUGUCUCGGAGGAGCAACAAGACUGA
Durusdinium trenchii is the source of this 1122-nucleotide messenger RNA. NCBI's taxonomy places the organism in Eukaryota, Dinophyceae, Suessiales, Symbiodiniaceae. The record is from the annotation of a GenBank genome assembly.